AAUCAAAUGAGUAUUUAGGCUGUAAAUUAUGAGGUCGAAGAUAUGGGAAGGUAUUUCAAAUCGUAAAUUAAAAAAUGAAAUAAUUUGUAGGUCAAAAAAGAAAUACAAAUGGACAUUUAUGUUGGAAGAUAAGUAACAUAUGUUGGAAUUAGAAUUUUCAUAUCUAAGUGGAAAAAGAAAAUUAGUAUUGGAUGCUAGAGUACUUCAUGAAAGCAUGUAAAUUUGAAAUCUAUAUUAAUCAGGAUGCUCACUUCCUCGUUUUAAUAUCCCUUUACUCUUGAAGGAUUUGCAUUAAAUGUUAUUUAACAAGGUGAUGCAUUUGAAUUGAGAAUUAAUAAUAAAGUCUUCUCACAUCUAUACACUUAAUGUAAUACUUAUAUAUCAUCAAAUAGAAAAAACUUAGAAUGAGUUUGUGUACGAAGAGAAACUUAAUACCAAUAACAAAACAGAUAACUUUUAUUCUGAGCCUCCAAAUUUUAAUACUCAAUUUUCCAAUAAUAAUUUUCAAAACAAUUCAUAGUACAUUAUUAUAUCAUUCUAUUUCAUUAGGAAAAUUAAUUUAAAUAUUAAAUUUGAUAAUUCUAAAGAUAAUAAUCCUAUCUAGUCAAAACCUAUUACUUCAUAAUCCAUUAAGUCUAAUUAUAUUUUUUAUUCUAGAACAUCAACUGCAUUUGGAUAACCAGGUGCAUUUGAAGAAUUUGAAUAAUUUGGUUAGGUAUCAAAGACGAAUAAUAAUCCAUUUGGAGAUGCAUUUUCAUAAUCUGGAUUUUCAUAAGGUUCCACUGCUCAAACAAAUUAAUAAUAAAAAAGUUUUAUUUUUUUAUAUAAUUUUAUAGAAGUUGAUUUAUUAAAUUUAGAUGAUGAUGUACCAUAAUAACAACAAUAAAAAUAAGUUGUGACAUCAGAAUUAGAUCCAUUUUUUAAUUAACAAUAAUAAUAAUAAUAAUCGUAAUCUUAAUAAUAAUAAUAAUCAUAAUCAUAAUAGUAAUAAUAAUAAAUUAUUUAAACAACUUAAUAACCAAAUUUAUUUGAUGCUUUUGGUAGUAAUAGUUGGAAUUAAUAAUAGACUUAACAAUAGUAAUCAUAAUAGUAAAAUAUAUAUUAAUAAACAAAUUAAAUUUCAUCAGCAUUUGAGUAUUUAAUUAAUUUAUCUAAUUUUAGUUCUUUUAAUUAAGUAGGACAAAUAGGAUAAGUUGGAUAAAUAGGUUAGAUUCCUUCAUAAUAAGGAUUUUAAAAUUAAUAACCUUUUGGAUAGGGAUUUUAAUAAGCUCCUCCAUAAUAAUAAAAUUUAAAUAUUUUGAAUCUUUAUGGAAAUCAAUAACCAAUAGUUGGAAAUUUAGCUUAUACAGCAUUUCCUUAAGUUCAAUAAUAUAAUUAGCCAAUUCCUUAAUCAUAGCCUACUCCAUUUGAUCUAUUCAAAUGA
This is a messenger RNA of Paramecium sonneborni, 1423 nucleotides long. Lineage: Eukaryota; Ciliophora; Oligohymenophorea; Peniculida; Parameciidae. The record is from the annotation of a GenBank genome assembly.